Molecule: messenger RNA, 2595 nt
Organism: Nipponia nippon (crested ibis)
Lineage: Eukaryota; Metazoa; Chordata; Aves; Pelecaniformes; Threskiornithidae
Source: RefSeq, a predicted model, not a curated record
AUGGAAAGUGACGGGGACCGUUGUUCUGGAGGAAGCUGCAAUCCUGACGUUGUCCGCGAAAAACGCUUGUUUAAAUCCAGACUGUCAGAGUCCCUUGUUCAGCUGGCGUGUAGUCACCAUUACUGUGCUUUCCCUUUGAAUCGAAAUGAGUUAUGCAUCUGGAAUACGGCGACUGCUCAGCCAUUACGUUUGUCAGGACAUCAUUACUCAAUUUCCGCGCUGUCAUUUGGAAGUAAAAUCAAUCCACUUCUAGUCUGCUCUGCUUCUCGUGAACGUGUGAUAGUGUGGAAUCUUGAUGAAUGCACACGGAAAGUGCAAGAAGGGCUAACACCUCGAGGAAUUGUUAUAGGAACUCUUUUGGGAAUGGUUCUUCAUGUAAGAUUUAAUCCGGAUGAUCAACAAGUGGCAGUAUGUGCUGGAAAUCAGAUCUACAUGUUAAGUGCAAAGAACGAAGCAAUACUAGCUGAAUUGGAUGGCCACCUGGCUCCAGUGACUGCUGCUGAGUUUUGCACAUGGGAGAAAAGUAUGCUUAUAUCUGUGUCAGAAGACAGAACCUUUAAGGUGUGGGACUAUUCUACUGGCCAGUUAAUAUAUCAGUCAGGAGUAUUAACGGCAUUUCCUUUGCUAAGUCUGCUCAUUGAUGAAGAAAAUAAACAGAUUAUCACUGGAUGUGCUGAGGGACAGCUUUGGAUCUUCAGUUUAAUCAGUGAUCAUAAUUACCGUUGUGUGGCACAUAUCAACUUAAAGAAAAAGCAGGAGAAAUUCUAUAAUAAAGUGUGGAAAUCUGGACAAGAAAUAGGUGAAGGGCAAAAUACUUCCAAGGUUUGCAAAACAAACAACAUGAGACCAGAAGGAUCAGUGGAAACAUCAUUGCCUGUCCUCUUAAUUGAACACUGUGACUUUUUAGUAUGUUUCCAUAAUGAAGAAAACAUAUCUUCUGCCCUGAAUACUAGCUAUUUUUGGAUAGGAAGCUCUACUGGCUUGUUAAUAAUUAAUUUGGCAAACUUUGAAUUAGAAGCUUUUUUAUCUUACAAAGAUUACAGUGACCUCAGUAUUUGGUUUGCCGGAUCAUGUGCAUUAACAAGGAAGGCAGUUAAUGGAAAGGUUUUAUGCUUGAUCACCUCAAUGUUUGAAGAUAUGAUUGCUGUGUUGGAAGUUAACCUCACUGCAUUGGUGAGAACUCAGCAGCGUGAUUUUCUCCUGUGUGGAAAUGAGGACAGUCUAUCGGUUAUUGCCAGGUAUUCUUUAUUGACAAAUUCUCCAUUGUGUAAAGUUUUAAAGAAAAACAUGAAAGAACCUUCUAAUAAAACACUUGGAGUGAAAAGCACAGUGAAAGAUCAGCCAUUGGUUUUCCAUAAUAAAAUUAAGUCAUCAGGUUAUACAGCAGCACCACAAAUGACCAUGUUUUCUCCAAAUAAUCUGAAGAAAAAAGAAAUGUCAAAGGGGAAGACCAGAUGUAAACGUAAAAAUAAAGAAUAUCCAUUGGAAAGUUCUCCUCCAAUCAAAUGUGAGAAAGAGAUAUUUGUUACUUGUAAACCAACUCCAAUACGUUGCAUUCAGUAUUCCGGGGAUGGAGAGAUGCUGGCUUGCGGCCUGGCUGACAAGACUGUACUGAUACUCAAUUCGAGUCUCACUGAUACAUGUAAUGUUUUUUCAGGUCAUGAUGGUGCAGUUAACUCUGUUGGCUGGAGUCAUGACAAGAAGUGGUUAGUUUCUGCAUCAGAAGACAGAACUUUAAGGGUCUGGUCAGUCUGCAAUAAUGAACCUGCCCUAAUUCUGGGCAAAGAGAAGUUCCAUAAGACUGUACGCUUUGCACAGUUUUAUUUUAUAGAUUCAUUUAUAUUGCUGUGUUGUGGAGCUGAAUUUCAUCUAUUAAGUUUCCAUCUAGACACAACCAAGGAUGACCUCAAAAGAUACAAACAGAGAAGUCUUUGCAAAUUGGUACAGAAAUUUCCCAUGGCUUCAACAAUGGAGAUUACCAGCCUUUCAGCCGUAAAUGAUUUCUACUCUUAUAUUGUACUUACAGCUGGCAGCAACCGAGCACUGGAAGUUUUUGACCUCAAUGCAGGCUGCAGCAUAGCAGUGAUACCAGAAGUUCAUGCGAGAUCAGUCCAUCAGAUCUGCCAAAAUAAGGGGUCAUCAUUCAGCACUCAGCAACCCGAAGCUUACAAUCUUUUCAUGACCACAGCUGCAGGUGAUGGCAUCAAACUGUGGGAUUUAAGAACACUGAGGUGUGAACGACGUUUUGAAGGACACAGUAGCCACUGCUAUCCAUGUGGAAUUGCAGUAUCUCCUUGUGGACGGUUUAUAGCCAGUGGAUCAGAUGACAAGUGUGCUUACAUAUAUGAAAUGCGUUCAAGCACUUUUUUACAUAAACUGGGGGGACACAAAGAAUCUGUCAUCAACGUGACUUUUAGUCCCUCAUCUCCACAGUUCUUUAGACCUGUCUCUGCUGGUCCGGCUGAUGAUACUCAUCCAUCCCCAGUCCCUACACAAGGAAGUCCCUGCCGCUUCCUCCUGCAGGGGCUGCACCUUCUGUGCCCAGUCCUGCCAGCCGUGGUACAGGAGGACCAGCUCUGCCAGUCCACGGGGUGA